AUGGCUGGAUCUAAAUUGGCCUUGGGGCCAUCCAGAAUGAUACCCAAGAACUACCAGCAGUUCAGCGCCUUGGUGUUUGCAGUCAGAGAGGUCAACAAGGAUAUAGUUCUCCUCCCCAACAUCACCCUUGGCUUCCACAUCCAUAGCAAUUCUCAGUCGGAGGUGGAGAUUUGCUCAAACAGCCUCUCCCUGCUCUCCACCCGAGACCGAAUGGUUCCAGGGUUCCAUAAACCAGGCAAAAUCACUCGAAACUGGGGAAAGAAAUGUACAGGAAAAGAGAAUUUACAGAAUCUACCAUCUUUUUUAUUUGAAACAAGCAUGGAAGAUGAAAGUUACAACAUCUACAAUGCUGUUUAUGCUCUUCUUCCCUAUCUGAGGAACGUCAAGUUCAACAACAGUGCUGGAGAGGAAGUCUCCUUCUCAGAAAGUGGAUUAGUUUCUUCUCGUUACGAUCUUCUCAACUGGCUUUUCCUCCCCAAUCAAUCUUUUGUCACCACCAAAGUUGGAGAAAUAGAUCUCAUGGCUUCCCCAGGACAAGAUUUUACCAUUAACUCCAAUGACAUCAUCUGGGUCACAAAGCAUCCAUUCUGGAGGGUCAGCAUUGCCACUGGCCUGACUCCCCCUGGAGAUUAUCCCUCUCGAGAGAGGAAGAGGGUUCCAGAAGGCAAGGAAGUUUGCUGCUAUCAAUGUGACCCUUGUCCAGAAGGGACCAUUUCUAAUCAGACAGAUGCAGCUCUCUGUGAUCCUUGCCCAGAAGACCAAUAUCCCAACAAGGACAAGGACCACUGCAUUGCCAAGAAGCUCCACUUCCUUUCCUAUCAAGACCCCCUGGGAUACUCAUUAACAUCUCUCACUCUUUUUCUCUCUGUGACCACAUCUGCAGUCCUGGUGGUUUUCCUUAAGCAUCACAAUACACCGAUUGUCAAGGCCAACAACCGAGAUCUCACCUACAUCCUCCUGGUCUCCCUCCUGCUCUGCUUCCUCUGCUCUUUCCUCUUUAUUGGUCAACCUGCGAAGCUCACCUGUCUCUUCCAACAAUCUGCCUUUGCCAUCCUCUUUUCCCUCGCAGUUUCCUCUAUCUUGGCAAAAACUGCCAUGGUGGUUCUGGCCUUCAUGGCCACCAAACCAGGGAAUAAGACAAAGAAAUUCUUAGGAAAACCACUGACCAACUCCAUUGUCUCAGUCUGUCCCCUGGUCCAAGCAGUUCUUUGUGCCACCUGGCUGGUAACCUCUCCCCCAUUUCCCAACAUGGACUUCCGUUCCUUGAUAGGAGAGGCCAUCUUGGAAUGUAAUGAAGGCUCAACUGCUAUAUUUUAUGCUGUCCUGGCCUAUCUGGGUUUCCUGGCUCUCAUCAGUUUCACGGUGGCCUUUCUGGCUAGGAAGUUGCCCAACAGCUUUAAUGAAGCCAAGUUCAUUACUUUUAGCAUGCUGGUCUUCUGCAGUGUUUGGAUCUCCUUCCUCCCCACCUACCUGAGCACCAAAGGGAAGUCCAUGGUGGCCGUGGAGAUCUUCUCCAUCUUGGCCUCUGGGGCUGGUCUCUUGGCUUGCAUCUUUUUCCCCAAAUGCUACAUUAUUUUAUUUAGGCCCAAUCUGAAUUGUAGAGAGAAUAUAAUGAGGCACAAGAAUCUCUGA
Messenger RNA from Pantherophis guttatus, 1632 nucleotides. NCBI's taxonomy places the organism in Eukaryota, Metazoa, Chordata, Lepidosauria, Squamata, Colubridae. The record is from RefSeq and is a predicted model, not a curated record.